UGCCUCUUGCCGUAAGGGCAGUAGUGUGUUCCAUCGAUGCGUCUCAAAGCUCAUCUCGUCUCGCUGGUCGAGUUGCUCUUCGUCGGGGUUCUUAGCGCUGCUGCGCCAGCCAUGACCACCAACGUGUGUGCGUCUCCUGCGUUUGCUGCGGCCCCCGUCAUUGCAAUGGGCCGUACGCCAGCAUCCAUCAAGGUACUUGUUCAAGACGAGUAUGUCUGCUUCCAGUUCAACAUCUCGGACGACACGGUGCAGUGGGGGUCGCUUGCCAUUGCGUCGACGCCCAAAAUGGUCGGCGACACACCGUACAACGUUGUGAUUUUGGAUGUCGCGGCACCUCCUGCGUUGCUCUACACCAUGAAGGGCUAUGGCCGUCGCGAAACCACCGUCAACUCGGACCAAUCGCCAAUCAACGUGACGCAGUCGACGCACAUCAACGGUGUGCUCUCGUUUACGUUUCAGCGGCGACUUGCAGCCGUUGUCGACUCGGACGUGGCCAUUGACCCGAGCGGCGUCACGACGUUGACGUGGUCGUACGACACCAAGUCAUUCCCAUCCGACCACAAGGCCAGCGGUGCGCUUCAGCUGACGCUCAACGCGGCGCACAAUGUCAAUGCACCGCUCAACACACUCUACACGGCGGUCAUUGCAGCUGGUGUCUUUGGCGUCAUGUUGGCGCUUGGUAUUGUCGCCACGUACUUGGGUCGUUUCCGCCUCAUCAACUACACAACGUUGUGCGCUCCGCCCAAAUCCGACAAAGGUCUUGCGCCACUGGUGCAGAUUCUCGCCGACCUCAAGAUCGGAGAAGGCAUUAUCGUGCUGCUCUUUCUCGGUGCGCUCGUCGGUGCCAGUCUCUAUCUCCAGACGCCAACGCCGAUUCUCAACUACGCUCGCUUUGCGUUCAUCUCGGGCCACCUCUCGUUACUGAGCCUGAUGUUUUCGCUCAUUCCAAUUGCGCGCGGACCGCACUGGCAACAUUUAUUUGGCUCGUCCCAUGACCGUGUACUGAAAUUCCAUCGUGCGAGCUCGUGGCUGUUUGUGCUCUUUGGCCUCGUGCACCUGGUGCUGUACAUUCCAGCGACGAGUCCCGUUAGCACUCAAGUGUAUGGGCUGUCCGCCGUGCGGCCCAUCGCUGGCGCAUUUGCCCUGGUAGCAGGCCUCUCGCUCGUCGUGGCGAGCUGGUUUCGGCGCAAGCACUAUGCGCGCUUUUACAUGCACCACCGCAUCGCGUCGGUCUUCGCCUUCAUUUUUGUCGUCUUGCACAGCACUGUGAUUGCGUACGCGAUGAUUGUACCCCUCGCGCUCUACGUGCUCUCGGGCGUCUUUCGUGUUCGCGCUUUCUGCCAAACCUUUGAUGCUGCCGUUCAACUAGCGGGCCCCAAGACCGUGACACUGACGCUGCCAUCGACACCGUUGACGAAGAAAUGGGUGGCGACCAUGAACCCAUCGUCAUUCUACUACCUGCAAGUUCCGAGUGUCUCGGGCGUUGAGUGGCAUCCGUUCACGGCCGUCGUCACGCCGGACGGUACCUCGAUCGGGUUUUGCAUCAAGGCCAUGACGACCGAACGGUUUGCAGACAAGUUGGUCGCAGACGUCGUCGUUCGCACGGGUACGGGUCGAGCGACGCUGCCGAUUGUGCUCGGGGGACCGUACGGCACCGUGUCGGUGCACCUCCCAUCGUACCAAGUCGUCGUUCUCGUUGCCGGCGGCGUCGGCAUUACACCGAUGCUGAGCACGAUUAACCAGCUUCGGCACAAACAGGGCAAACCUGGGGCUGUCUUUCACUUGUACUGGGUGGUGCGCGACGCGAACGAUCUGCUCAUGGCCGAGACACUCAUGUACCCGCUGCCCGAGUCGCUCGUCUAUCGCUUUUAUGUGACGACGGCGUCGACUGAAGGCAGCGUGCAUUCUGCGUCGAUGGUGCACCAACCGUACAACGCCCGCCGCCCCAAGUGGGACGAACUGAUCAACAGAACGAUCUUUGUCGGCAAGUCGGUGUGCGUUUUGGCGUGCGGGCCCGAUCCGCUCACGCGCGAAGUGCAAUCCGUCGCGCGGAAGUAUGGCUUUGACUUUCACAAGGAAGAGUUUGCGUGGUAGCUGAAAACGUGACAACCUCGAGCUUGGUAGUUGUAUCAUUCGGACGGAGCGCCUCGCAUCCGCGCAUGAAAUGGGUGGGAUAUACAUGCUAAGCAAAAGAAUUCUAGUACUCAUUUUCGCCCCGUGGCUA
Saprolegnia diclina VS20 is the source of this 2224-nucleotide messenger RNA. RefSeq lists its product as hypothetical. The transcript has a single exon. Gene Ontology annotation, cellular component: plasma membrane. NCBI's taxonomy places the organism in Eukaryota, Oomycota, Saprolegniomycetes, Saprolegniales, Saprolegniaceae. The record is from RefSeq and is a predicted model, not a curated record. Gene Ontology annotation, molecular function: oxidoreductase activity. The coding region runs from base 37 to 2094 and encodes 685 amino acids.